AUGCUCUGGUAUCUCCUUUAUCCAUUACGGGGGACCACCGAAGCUCCCAAUCUUGCGCCGGACCACCCCUUCCGCAACUGGCCGGCUCGGUACGGCCGCUACGUCGCGCGACAUGUGGACACGGUCCUCCUGCUGGCGGUUGCCGUUGCAGGCAUCCUCCUGUAUCCGUUCCCGUUCCUCUAUACCACCGACUUCACCAAUAGCGCCUCCAACCUUCCCCACCAUGUCUGGACCAACGCGCAACCGCUGAGCACCCGUGCCGACCUGGAGCCCGACGUUAUAAUGCGGACUGUCUGGGUCCAUGGCAGCUACAUGAGGGCGCUUGACCGGGAUGUACUUCUUGGGGCAUUGCAGAUACAGAACGAACUGCUGGGGUCAACCAAGGACUUCAACCCCCGGCGUCCUGUCCCUCUGGCCGCCAUAACCGGCCUUCCCAACGGCGACCUGACCCAGCAUGAACGAGACACUUUCCACGUCAUCAAUGGAAGGACCAACAUGUCGUGGUUCUAUCAUUCUCCACUUCAGUACUGGUCCGGAGACGCGCAAAAGAUCUUCAACGACAAGGACAUCAUCGGGACGGUCAAUGCCCGCAAAACGCAGUCGACCUCGGUCAAUGUUACUUUACGCCACUCCAUCGUGUUCAGCGGCAAGCGGUUCGAAGACCGCAAACUUGUUGCUGCGGACGCUCUGGUAAUCACCCUUAUCCACCUCCGAGACUCUCCUGUUGGGCGGCAGUGGGAGCGCAAGACGGCUGCUCUGGCUGCACGCAUGGCAGACAGGUGGACCGCAUACCCUCGCGACGGCCGAAGCAUGCCUAGCCAACUCUACGAGUUCCAGUUCCGGCCUAUCUCGUUCUGGGACCUCACCAUGCUCAGCCUGGCAUACUUCCUCACCUUCAUGUACUUCCUUCACAGCCUUUCAAAGCUGCGAGCGGUCAAGUCUAAAGCCGGCCUGAUCGUCACGCUCGUUGUCCAGAUCGUAGCGUCAGUCAUAUCCAGCUUUACCGUCUGCGCCGUCUUCAAGGUCGACCUUUCCAAGAUCCCGCAGGCCUGCUUCCCGCUGGUCGUUUGGUCUAUGAGCCUGGAGAACAUGUUUAGACUCAUCAACGCCGUCAUCGUGACGCCCUCGGAGGACAGCACAAGCAGCAGGAUAGGACAGGCUUUUGGGGAAACAUUUCUUGUGUCCUUCACCAGCGUCCUGCAGUACCUUCUGAUCAUCCUGGGUUUGUCCCGCGUGGUUCUCCCGGGCGUGUCCGCCUUUUGCACAUUCGCCGCCAUCGCCACCCUCUUUGACUUUUUCUACCUGUCGACAUUCUUCCUUUCUGUGUUGAGUGUCGAAGUGCGGCGGACCGAGCUGAGCGAGGCUCUAGCCAAGUCCUCCUUGAGGCACAACCGAUCGUCUUCUCAAGCGCCGUACCGGAAAUCAUGGACAGAGGCGCUGCUUCAAGGGAAGAUCGCCCUCUCGACGCGUAUUGCUGGCCUGAUCGUCACCCUGGGCUUCAUCCUGGUUGCUCAAUGGCACUUCUCCCAAACCGAGACCCUCUUGCACACACUCGGCAAGAUGUUUAGAGACAGGGCCAAGUCAGAAACAGCUCCCCUCCUGAUCGAUAUCCAUCAGGCGAGGGGCCCGACGUCGUGGCUUCGACUCCAAGACCACGAGACUGCGCGAGAGGUCAUCCACGUGGUGAAGCCCUGGGCGCACAGCUAUGUUGCUCGCGUCUAUGACCCCCUGGUCUUCGUCAUGAAAGGCUCAAACCGCACACCGCCCGCAAGAGAGCGCUCUCUCUCACCUGCCGUCUAUGAUUUUGCGCAUCACCAGACCGUGCCUCUCAUCAUAGCCAUCAUCGUCGUCGUCUCACUGGUGCGGCUCCUCAUGAACUACCUCCUAUGGGACGAGAUCGCUGGUGGACGGUCCGGAGAAUACGGCGGCGAGGACGAGCAGUUGAUAUCUAUCAAAACGGUCAACUCUGGGCAUGCCUUGGAUGUGGCUCUGAUGGCGGCAACGCCAGAUGGGCGUGUCGUUUCGGCAGGGCUGGAUCGCAUGAUCUGGGUCUGGAACGUACGCUUUUUGGGAACGAGCUACGUUGUCACAAGCCCGGACAAGUCCGGGAGGGAUCCUUUCCCGGUCCUCGCAAUGGCCAUAGACGACAGCUCCGAAUGGCUGGUUCUGUUGUCGUCAUCCAAGAUCUGGAUCUGGGAUCUGAAAGCGCGCAAAUGGGGGCCGGUAGUUGAAGUUGAUCUUCGUGGCCAGAAGCCCGAUGCUUUGUUUUUCAGCACCAGAAAGAGCAGGGAGGCCCGCAUGUCUAUCGUGGUAAUUCGCAGGAACGGGACAAUGGUGGAGACCUGGCCCGACCUUGGCCAGUCUCAGGAAUACGUCGUUUGCAAGAGCCCACUGAGCUGUGCGGUGCCUCUUGCAGAUAGAGCCGAUUCGAACCAAGCCACCUCCUUCUUGACCCUCUCCCGGCGCGGGUGCAUCCAUAAAGGCACGACGGUCGGAGACGUGUGGUUGACCGAGGAAGUCCGUUUGCCAUCAGACGAGAGCGAUAUCCAAGCGGUGCUUGCGGUGCCGGAUUAUUCGUCAUAUCUGGUUGCGCGGACCUCAUCGGUGGAUUUGGUUGACUUCCACUCGUCCAGCAUCAUCUACACCUUCAGAACGGAGGUUAUCCGGCCCAGGACCCUGAGCUUCUUUCACUCACACCCACGCAAGACUCAAACUGGCGCCAAGGGCCUAAGGUCGUUUACAUUGGUCUACAUCAAAGCGGAUGGGGGCGAGUGUGUGAUCCAAACGUAUCUACCCUCGGUCGAGGGUGAGACGAUAAGCUUCCGAGACGACGAGCUCAGCUUAACUCGCGGAUGUUCGUGGCAAGACGCCAGUGAAAUCAGACGGACAGUUGAAAAUCCGGGGCUGUGGGCAUCCCUGCCGAGCGGGUGUGUCGUUGGGAUCCGGCAGAAACCACCGAAGCAGCCUCUACCACAGCCGACCCAGCCCCCAGCGCCGGGCUCCCUGCGUCGGCGACGUGCAACGCCGCCACUUCGUCCAAGUGACCCGAGCGACCGCAGCGACGACCUAUACGAGGUGUGGACUAUGACGCAGCUUGAGAAGAAAGGAGCCUAUGCCACUCGGCCGUUGGUUUCUGACGGCUUUGGUGACGAGUAUGAGGCGCAGCCUCAAGAUCACCUCAUGAUCUCGGAACCCGGGCCUAUCGUCAAGGUUGGCCGAGGCAGCAUCGCUGCGGCGUUUGGAAACACCAUCCGGAUCAUUACCAUUGGCCACGAGAGCUUUUCAGGUGGCCUACCCGACGAGGAUCGUGUCAACCGCAGGAGGAGGGCCGGAGGUUCUUUUAGAAACAAGGCGCCCGGCCACUCCCCCGCCAAGAUCCCUCCAGGUUCACGGGGAUUUUGA
Messenger RNA from Gaeumannomyces tritici R3-111a-1, 3402 nucleotides. RefSeq lists its product as hypothetical. Lineage: Eukaryota; Fungi; Ascomycota; Sordariomycetes; Magnaporthales; Magnaporthaceae. The record is from RefSeq and is a predicted model, not a curated record. Gene Ontology annotation, biological process: SREBP signaling pathway. Gene Ontology annotation, molecular function: sterol binding; protein binding. Bases 1 to 3402 code for a protein of 1133 amino acids. The transcript is spliced from 3 exons. Gene Ontology annotation, cellular component: Golgi membrane; endoplasmic reticulum membrane.